Seriola dumerili (greater amberjack) is the source of this 3262-nucleotide messenger RNA. RefSeq names its product serine incorporator 5 (gene serinc5). The record is from RefSeq and is a predicted model, not a curated record. Gene Ontology annotation, cellular component: membrane. The transcript has 12 exons. Lineage: Eukaryota; Metazoa; Chordata; Actinopteri; Carangiformes; Carangidae. The coding region runs from base 166 to 1536 and encodes 456 amino acids.
GACAGCGGCGGCCAGGCAGGCAGGGAGUACGGAGCAGUGUGAGGUGGACAGCCGCGUUCUUCCUCCCCGUGUGGUAGUGAUUUCAUGUGGAAGUAGGAGAAAGCGAUUGAGAAAAGCAGCCAACUGGUCCUCUGAAACGGAAUUUAUUUAUUGUCUCCCCGCAGAAUGUGCACCCCGUGUUGUAUCUCGCAGCUGGCCUGCUGCUGCGGCUCAGCAGCCUGCUCGUGCUGCUGUAACUGCUGCCCCAAGAUCAAACAGUCCACGGGGACCCGAUUCAUGUACGCCCUCUACUUCCUGUUGGUCACCAUCAUCUGUGUCAUCAUGAUGUCCCCCACUGUGGAGCAGGAGUUGAGAGACAAUAUCCCCUUCUACGGCAAAUUGUGUGAGAAACACAGUUUCUGCAAAACUAUGGUUGGCUACUCCGCUGUCUACAAAAUGUGCUUUGGCAUGGCCUGCUUCUUCUUAUUCUUCGCUCUCUUCACCAUACGAGUCAACAACAGCACGGGCUGCAGGGCGGCCAUACAUAACGGGUUCUGGUUGCUGAAGUUUAUUGUGCUGGUGGCGUGCUGCGUUGGAGGUUUCUUCCUGCCAGAGGAGAAAACAUUUCUGGAAGUGUGGCGCUACAUAGGAGCCUUUGGUGGGUUCAUUUUCCUGCUGAUCCAGCUCAUGCUGUUGGUGGAGUUUGCACACAGAUGGAACACAAACUGGAGUUCAGGAGUAAAAUAUAACCGGGCGUGGUAUGCUGCUCUGGCCUUUGUGACCCUGGUGCUGUUCAGUGUUGCAGUAGGAGCUGUGGUCUUCAUGGCUGUAUACUACACCCACCCUGAGGCCUGUUUACUGAACAAAAUCUUCCUGGGCAUCAAUGGCAGCCUCUGCCUCAUCAUCUCCAUGCUGGCCAUCUCCCCAUGCAUACAGAAACUGCAACCCACAUCAGGCCUGUUGCAGCCAGCAGUCAUCAGUGUGUACGUCAUGUAUCUCACCUUCUCAGCCUUCUCCAGCAAACCAAAAGAAAUUCUGGAGAGAGAUGGUGUGAACACAACCGUGUGUGUGUUCCCCUUCAACUCUGGGACGGAGAGCGACAAGAAGAUUGUCACCAUUGUGGGAACCGUUAUCCUGUUUGGCUGUGUCCUUUACUCUUGCUUGACGUCCACCACCAGGCGAAGCUCUGCAGCGCUCAGGGUGUGUAGGAACAGUGAGCCAGAGACUGAGAGAGCUCGUUGCUGUUUCUGUUUUGGAGAUGACACAGAUGACUAUGACGAGGAGAAGACUGGUGGGGGGCAGAAUGUUGUGUAUGAUGAGAGAGAGGGAACUAUUUAUAGCUACUCCUACUUCCACUUUGUCUUCUUCCUGGGCUCCCUUUAUGUCAUGAUGACCGUCACCAACUGGUUUCAUUACGAUGACCAUAAGAUUGAGAAGCUGUUGGAGGGGAGCUGGUCAGUGUUCUGGAUCAAGAUGGCCUCCUGCUGGGUCUGUCUCAUCUUCUACUUCUGGACCCUCAUUGCUCCUAUGGUCUGCCCAAAGCGUUUUGAGGCCUAGGAUGCACAUCACUUCACUAGGAUCAGGCUGCUCUGAUUCUUGGGAUGUAGGUAGGCAGAAGCUGGCACGCCGAGCCAAGGGACCACCACAACCCCCCCUUUACAUUAAAACACAGCCCGACACUACACUCAGCGUUGGAAAUGGAGAAUUAUCUGUUGCCUUUUGUUUUAUAUGCUAGUGUUUGUUUUACGUUUUUUGACAAUGUUAAGCUGUUAAUACCUUGAUGGUAAUUUUUUUUUAUUCUUUACUACCACUGAUUCCUGGAGUUUUGUAUGACUUACAGGUGUGAAAUUACAGAGAGAAUCAUGGGAGGUGAAUUACAUUGUGAAGCAUCCAGUCCCUGUAGAUUCACUGGUAAUGUCAGACUUGAAAGUGUAUUUUGUAAGUGUUUCCUUUGUGUGUCAGUUUUUCUCGGAUUCUCGCUUUUACUCUCAGCCAGGCAUUUCAGUUCUGUACAGUUGGACCAUAAAGUUGUAGCAAAGUUUUAGGACAAAUCUAUUUCAAGUUAAGAGAUGUUACAAGAGAACCUGUAUUUAUUCAAGUGUGUCUUAAGAAAAUGAAAGAAGGAAUGUGGUGCCAGUUGAAUUAGAUUUGGCCCUGACUCUGUUUAAAAACUCAUCUCUCAGGCUCACAUGUAAGCUGUAUAUGAUUAUGCUUUGUUAUAUUGUCCCCUUUUGUAGAAGUUUUCUAUGCAAAGGAGCAAGCUCUUUUCAAUAUUAGAUAUCACAGUGUUGUGAAGUUUCCAUAUAGAUCACAAGGAUAAAGUUUCAGAUUUUAUUAAUGUCAGUGCUCCCUUUGAGCCACUUCUUUUCUUAGUAAAAUCCAUAUCAUACAAACAAUAUUUUGAGUCAUUGGUGUACGGGGCAGUGCUCUUCAAAUCAACCUGCCUUACGUUAGAGUGGACAUUGGUCUCUGGAAGAGCUCAGUGACACAGAUGAGGAAUGUUUGCCAAAGGUAGAUGUCAGAAAACAACAAUCUUCUCUAUCAGAUUGUUUGGUCUGUUACAGAAAAAAAUAUAACGUAGAACAUUAUGUAUUUGCAUGCACACACAGACACUCAAGCUGUUUACCUGUUUUCUGUACAGUCAUAAAGGCUUUUUGCCUUGUCUUUGUUACAGUCAGCUCAUAAUGAUGGUCAGAAUAAGGUCACGUGAGUGCUUUUAUUAGUACGUUUUUCAACACUGGAUGUUGAGUUUAAUGCCGAAUUCAAAUUCAGACAAAGACCUUCACCUGUAUGUUACCUGUGAAACUGAUUUUUUUUUUUUAAUAUUGUAUACAGAUACAAUAUAUUGCACAUUGUCAUCUGCAAGUCCUUUUAUGUUUCUCACUCAUCAAUAAACCAGUACAUUGUUUUGUCUAAAUGUAUUCCUAACAUGUUUUAUAACACCUGACGUGUACAUUUUGGCUAAAGUUCUGUGAUCUGUGGAAAUCUUUUUAUUUGACUUAUGCUUUAUAUACCUGCAAUCUGUCAUGUGACUUAUCUUUUUUUUUGGAAAUAGUUCUGCAUUUGAAUUAUUGGCAUGAAUGUAGAAAUUAAAUGGUGCUCAGCAGCUUUGACAUCAAGCGACUAAACUGAAAAUUAGGCAACAGGACCCACCAUGAAGGCUGUAUGAAGCCACAACCUUCAGAAACACUUUUUGACCAAGUUGUAUGUUUGAAAUCUGGAGAUGUGGGUGCCAAGCAGUUCACACUGUUGGCACUUCCAAUAAACCAUCCAUUGAACGCCA